AUGGCCCCUCUUCGAGCGAAGAACCGAGAUAAUCUCGAGUUUGCGACGAACUUGCCAGACAAGGAGGAGCGGAAGCGAGUGAGGAGGCUGCGCGUGGAGAGGCAGAUCGCCGCCCAGGACAAGGAUGGCUUGGACACGUCAAAGAACGACGAUGAGACUGCGGCGUGUAGCCUCAGUCAGCAGCAGGUGCUUGACAUUGACAACUGCGGAUGCAUUUGCAUGGUGGCGGACUCUCUUGGGCACUUGGACAAGAAAAAAGGUAGAGGCAUCGACGCCGUCACGGCCGUUCGUGUGUCUGCAGAUGACCGAGAAACGCAACGACGGAUGGCGGAGGAGCACGCACGACAGGAGAGGCUUCAGCGACUGCAGGAAGAAGCAGUGCGCAGCGGGAAGCAGAACGCAGCGGUGGAGAUGCGUUGGGCCGAGUUAUUGGACGAAAACAUGCCGCAGGAACUGCACAAAAGCAUCGAGGAGCAGAAGGCCGCUUGCGCUGAGAUAGUCGCCUCUAAGGAUGCGCUGGUAAACGACUUCCAGGUGCAGCUCAAGGUUAAGGACGAGGAGUACGUCAAGGCCCUCAAGCAGCAAGCGGAGGACGUGGAGGAGCUUCUAGAGCGUAUGCGGACAGAAUUCAGGGAGCUACAGGAAGAGUACGAGGUGGAGCUGGAUGCGGUCGAAGAAGUGUUUUUGCAGGAGAGAGAAGGGCUGCUCGCAGCGAACAAGGCGGAAGUGGACGGCCUGUUCGAGAAACGAAGGGAAAUGGAGCUCUCUUACAUGGAGAGCAAGCAGAAGAGGCAGGAGCAGUACCAGGCAGAGAUUGAGGCACUCCUCACGAGGGACGGGGAGGAACACACCAAGCUCAAGAUCAAGCUGGAAACCGACAUUCAGACUCUCGAGCAGCAGCUGGAGGAGAUGCGGGCCACGUACCAGCUCAACACCGAGAAGCUCGAGUACAACUACCGCGUUCUCACGGAGAGGGACAUGGAGAACAGCGCCACUCUCUCCCACCAGAAGCGCAAGCUCACGAAGCUCAAAGACGCCCUCUCGGGGCUCGUGCAGCGCUACCAAGAGACCGACACCCGGGAUAAGAAGCGAAACGAGGAGCUGACGGAGGAGUUCCGCCGCAUCACGAAGCAGUACAACGACAUGCAGGCAAAGUUCCGGCACUUCGAGAUCUCGGACAACAAUCGAUACGAGCAGGUGUGGUCCAUGCACCGCGAGGAGGUGCUAGAGGCCAUCAAUAAGGUCCUACAGGCGGACGAGAUCAUCCACCAGCAGCAGCUAGGCUGGGAAUGGAAACCCCCCAACAUGGACCUACUGGCCCAGCUCGACGUUAACAGCGUCGCUGCCGCCAAGGCCGGGGGGGGUGUCGGGGUAGUAGGGGGGGUGGGGGGCGGAGGAGGAGGAGGCGGCUGCCAAUCAGCGAGCGCGGUCGUCGCGCAGGCGGGGGGGGCGGGAGACGGGGAGGGGGAAGAUGAGAAUGAUCCCAACCGGCCGGGUCAAGUGGUAGCGAAGGUCUCGGGGACGCGGGUGAAGGCAGUGCUGCGGCUUCUCUCGCAAGAGGCGGGGUUUCUAGUCGACCCAGGCGUUAAGGACGCACUAGAUGCCAUGACAACCGACGAAGCCCAGUUAGUGUCGGCAGUCAGCAUGCUCAAGGCUCUCGGGGUAGAGGAGCAAUCGGACAUCGAGGAACUGAUGCGGUACUUCUUCGGCUCUGACGUGGCUGAGCCAGACGCUGAGGACAUACCGUCGAUGGCCACGUUCAGAGCCCUCGGGCUAGACCCCGACAGAGAGCCAGAUGCCCUCAAGGUGCUCCUGACAAUUAUCCAGCCCGACAACGUGGUAAGCGCGAUCCACAACUUCGUCAAGGACCGGAAGGAGGCCCGCCUGCUAGACCAGACUAGAACAAAGAGUCUAAGCUUAGAUGACGGGGGCGGGGGCGGGGGCGACGCGGCUGGGAAAGUCCGGAGGCAGAGGGAGAAGGUCAUCCGACAGAGGGAGAGGGACUACUGGAAUACCAUUGGGGGGGUGAUCGGCGAAGAAGCGUGGCAGCAAGAAAACACGAGGCUGAAGGAGAUGCUGCGGUCGUACCUCGGAUCGGCGGUUAACGACGACCUCAUCAUUCCACCCACAAGGACGAUACAAAUAGGCGCCCCCUACUAG
Ectocarpus sp. CCAP 1310/34 is the source of this 2160-nucleotide messenger RNA. Lineage: Eukaryota; Phaeophyceae; Ectocarpales; Ectocarpaceae. The record is from the annotation of a GenBank genome assembly.